UUUUGCAGCCGCAUCCCCUCUCUCUCUCUCUCUCUCUCUCAGACGGAAGCAGCGAAGUGUUUUCGUCUUCAUCCCCGAUCGAGCACAAAAAUGGCGGAGGAAGAGGUUCUGGUGCUCGAGCCGGCGGCCUCGCCGCCGCCAGAUCACAAGCGGAAGCUCGACGAUUGGGAAGCCGAGGAGGCUCCGGAACCCGUCGGAGAAGCCGAUUCCGACUACAAUGUCCACGUCUCGGCUUCUGAUUCGCUGGAUGCGAAGCGUCCUCGUCUCGACGAGAAGCCUGAGGUUCCAGCUCAUGGAAAUGGAUACCAAGACGACCAGCGAGACGACCCUGUCGAGGAAGGAAAUAAGGGAACCGCUGCGAAUAAUAGCGAGGUCGAAGAAUCUCAGGAAGAGCCCAAUGAAAGUGGAGAAGCUGCCGAUGAUGAAAAGGCAUCUUCUGAAAACCACGAGGCCAAAGAUGUCAAUACAGAGUCUCAGGACAAUUCGCAAGAAACUUUGAAGGAGGAAGCGGUGCCUUCUGCGGAUGUUAUCCAACAAGAUGUGUCCGUGCAGCAGCUGCAAGUGUCCGAUGAUGGUCACACUUUGACUCGCAAAAUUGAGGUCCCAAAUAAUAAGGUUGGUGUUCUUAUUGGUAAGGCUGGAGAGACCAUACGGUAUUUGCAGUACAAUUCAGGGGCGAAAAUCCAGAUUGUCAGAGAUUCUGAGGCUGAUAUGUCUUCUACAACUAGGCCUGUGGAGCUAACGGGAUCUUUGGAUAGUAUUAACAAGGCUGAGAGGCUUAUAAAGGAUGUCAUAGCAGAGGCGGAUGCCGGUGGUUCCCCUUCUCUUGUCGCUAGAGGCAUAGCCACCACAUAUGCCACAGGGCCUGCAGAACAGAUUGAAAUAAAAGUUCCAAAUGAGAAGGUAGGUUUAGUUAUAGGCAGAGGUGGAGAUACCAUCAAAGGUCUACAAACGAGAUCAGGAGCCCGUAUCCAGUUAAUACCUCAACAUCUUCCUGAGGGUGAUGAAUCCAAGGAAAGGAUUGUCAGGGUGAGUGGUGAUAGGAGGCAGAUUGAUGUUGCCACAGAGAUGAUAAGAGAAGUUAUGAAACAGACUCCUCGGCCAUCACCACUAUCCGGUGGGUUUAGUCAGAAUGCUUAUCGGUCGCGUGGGCCAAGUGCUUCCUCAUGGGGUCCACGUGCUUCUCAUCCUGGUCACAUGAUGUCAUAUGAUUAUCAGCAGCGUGGACCACAUACAUCUCAGAAUGUCCAAUACCCCCCUCCAUCUUACGGUGGUUAUCACCCACAAAGAAGUGGUUUUAGUUCUGGUUGGGAGCAGAGGCCUUCCAGCAUGCAGGGCCCACCUCACAGUGGGAGCUAUGAUUAUUAUGGUGGACAUGGAGGAAAUCAAGCAGGUAUUCCUCAUUCAGGACCCAUUGCUGGUCAAUCCGGUGGCCAUGGCGUAGGCCCACCACAGUCGCAAGCAAGUUACAACUAUGGACAACCACAAGGUCCAAAUUAUGGGCACCCGGGUCCUUACCCUCAAGUUGGAAACCCUCAGCAGAGUUACGCACAUGGAUACAAUGAAACCGGGUAUAAUAACCCUCCAGUGCAGCAUUCGUAUGGAGGACAAAGCUCUCAGCCAGUUUACCCUCAAGCUGCUGCCGUGCAACCUGGUUAUGCACAACAAUACGGUCCUGGAGGGCAUCCUCAGUCUUAUGGCACUCCAGGAGCUAGUCAACCUGGCAAUACACCUUAUCCAGGGUCCAAUCAGUCCACACAACUGUACAGUUCGAGCAUGCCAUCCCAACAAACAUAUGCAUAUCCAGCAAGCGGGCCCAUGCAGCAAACGUACCAGGCGUAUGGGUCUGCACCGGCCAGUGAUGGAUUUAAUCAGCCAUUACCUGCAUCUGGUGCUGUGUAUCCACAGCAAGGACAACCUACUCCUGGCUAUGGUCAACCUGCUGCAGCUGGAGGUUAUGGAUCAUAUCCUGAACAGCCAGCGACAGCCAAUGCAAGCUAUGGUUAUCAAGUGCCACAAGAUGCUGCUUUAGGUGGGGGUCCAGGGGGUGUGUAUGCUGCACCUGCUAGCAGUCAGACUCAGCCAGGGUAUGCUCAACAGCCGACCACCCAACCAGGCUAUGACCAAUCACUUGCACAGUCUGGCAGUUAUGGUAGUGUAGCUGCAAAUGCCCAAGCUGGUUAUGGGAAGACUCUAUCACCUCAGCCUGGCUAUCCUCAGUAUGAUUCGGCACAGGUGUAUGGAGCACGCUGAUACUUCUGUUUGACUGUAUGUGAUAUCUAGUUUUAGCAUUAGCUUAGCUGUCUAGGUCAUUCUGGCUUUCUGAACAGACUGCUUUAAGAUUUUCUCUAGAAUCUUAUGAAAUUUUCUCUUGGUUACUCUAAUUAGUAAAUGUUGCACUGCAACUUCUUUUGCUUCCAGGAUCUGCCCUGUCCAUUAACUGAUAUUGGUUUGUAAGGUUAUGGAGACUUCUUUCUUAGUUUAAUCAAUUUAGUUGGCUGAAUGAACAAUUAUUCUC
Messenger RNA from Syzygium oleosum, 2518 nucleotides. RefSeq lists its product as uncharacterized. Gene Ontology annotation, molecular function: mRNA binding. Lineage: Eukaryota; Viridiplantae; Streptophyta; Magnoliopsida; Myrtales; Myrtaceae. The record is from RefSeq and is a predicted model, not a curated record. Bases 91 to 2253 code for a protein of 720 amino acids. Gene Ontology annotation, biological process: regulation of gene expression. The transcript has 7 exons. Gene Ontology annotation, cellular component: cytoplasm.